AUGCCGGACGACGGUGUGACGCCAUCGCUGUUGGCCUUGCUGAAUGGUCCGAUCGAUCGGCGCAGCCAGGAGAGGCAAAUCUACUGGGCCGGGCCGCAGGGCAGCAACUACAUCUACAAGGUGGUCGAGGAAUCCAACUUUGAGGGAUCUUUCAGAGGAUUUACCAUCCUACCUUCAGGCAUGUUGGAAACUUUCAUCGAGGUGGGGGCCUUGGAGAAAUCCAGCGCCAGCAUCACAGAGAUUCUGAACGCAGAGGUCCGUGACCGUUGGACCGUGGCGGGUGGCAAGGGGGAGACCUUGCAAGAUGCGCAGACAGCGCAGCUGGCAGAUAAACAGCGACUGAAGUGGUUUAGCA
Cladocopium goreaui is the source of this 355-nucleotide messenger RNA. The record is from the annotation of a GenBank genome assembly. Lineage: Eukaryota; Dinophyceae; Suessiales; Symbiodiniaceae.